Molecule: messenger RNA, 2173 nt
Organism: Aspergillus saccharolyticus JOP 1030-1
Lineage: Eukaryota; Fungi; Ascomycota; Eurotiomycetes; Eurotiales; Aspergillaceae
Exons: 6
Coding region: 204-2009 (601 amino acids)
Biological process (GO): positive regulation of transcription by RNA polymerase II
Cellular component (GO): nucleus
Molecular function (GO): zinc ion binding; transcription cis-regulatory region binding; DNA-binding transcription factor activity, RNA polymerase II-specific
Source: RefSeq, a predicted model, not a curated record
AACCGAUAGCCACCUCCAUCUCGCUUCACACCUGUUGUCCCUCUCGUUCUCCCUUGGCUGGCCCUCUUCCGUCGGUGAUUGCCAUUGCCGCUCUGUCCAGUAGUCUUGAUGAACCCUACGAACACGCCGAUGUCCCUCUGUGCCUACUCUACUUCCCCCGCAGCGACCAACACUCAGGGCCUGCUGCCCCGCCAUUCCUUGCCAUGAGAAUCGGAAGGGGAUGCGAACGUUGCCGUCUCCGUCACAUAAGAUGUACUACCCGAGCAGGAGCGUCCUCUUGUAACGCUUGCACUCGUCUGGGGCGUGCUUGUCGCUUAGAUCCGCCCUUUCGCUUCAAAUCAGUUCGUCAUGUUUACCAGAAAAGCAACGGCUCUGCUUCCAAGUUUGAGCUGGCCUGGGACGCCACGCAAACGUGGGUAAGGGUUCCUCAUUGUUUGACAUUUGUCCAAGAAUGUAGUGAAGAAUUCGACGGCGGCAAUGCAAGCGACAUUCCACCUGACGCUCAAGAGGAUGACCUAGUCACUGCGGACGAGGCACCUCAAGGCUUUUCACAAACCUAUUGCAUGCUCUCUGAUCUCCCCUUUUCGGAGAUUAUGUAUGCGCAGGAAGAAAGUGUCCGAGAUCAUCACGUCCAGAACCCAGUUGCGAAUCGGACGACACCGCCAAUCACUGAGUUGCGACAGCUCCCCAGCUCAUCUUCCCACCUCUCCCCUCAAUCCAUCGCGAUCUUGUCUCCAGUAGCUUCUGCAAGCACAAGGACCAGCGCAACAUUACCACCAAGUGUUGUCAGCCCGUGGCCAGAAACUUCGUCUUCUCUAUCGACACGUGAAGCCCACCUUCUACGUCUCUUUAUCCGGAAGCUUGCACCAUGGGCCGACAUAUGCGACCUCCGUUCUCACUUUGCGACCGAAGUCCCUCGCCGCGCUCUCCAAUACCCAAUGGUUCUCAAAGCUGUCCUCGCCCUCGCUGCGCGACAUGAUGCCACGAUGAGCGGCUCUAGUGACUGGGAAGCAUCAGAGUAUCACGGGCAAUGUCUCGAGCUCCUCAUCGCAGCUCUUGCCCUCCCAGGAGAGACGUACGAUGACAAUCUCCUAAUCACGGUCGUCAUACUAUGUAUGUACGAAGAGCUCGAGUUUGCGACCGACGAGAAGCGUCACUGGGUUGGAUCCAACCGACUUCUCAACAGAAUGUCUUACUCGGCCUUCUCAGGCGGGCUUGCUGAAGCUGCUAGCUGGCAGUUCCUCCGCCAGGCGCUGUACGCCUGCGUCGUCCAGCACCAACCGAUGCAGCUCAAUCUGGAGAAUUAUGAGCGAUCACUUGUCUUUCAGCGGCGUGAUGAUGCCUCCUACGCAAAUGUCAUCAUCUUCUACUGUGCCAAGAUCUUUCAAUUAUGGUCAGGGUCACAUUGCAGUCCUGUUGAUGAGACAGAGUGGCAGCAUCUGACCGACAGUGUGGAGCAAUGGUAUAACGCCAGACCGCUUAGCUGGCAGCCAUUACAAUACAACGAUGCGAACCCCGAGGAGAACCGUCCCUUCCCAGAGAUGUGGAUGAUGUCGCCCCAGGCGGCUGUGGGACUGCAGUACUAUCAUACAGCGCGCAUAUUUUUGACCGCUUCCGAUCGUCAUUGGAGUGUAGUUAGUGACUAUGAGCUUGCGCGACUCAAGCGCAUAGAAGAGGUUUGCAGUCUUUUUCGUCUUCAUCUCUGUCUUCAUUUACGUCUCUCAUUCGUCCCUAGAACAAUCUCCGCCCACCUUAUCAAAGCCGUCGGCUUGUCGAUGUCCAACGAAACCGUCGAGAACGCAUGCUUCAUGGCCUGCCACUUACUUCAUCGCUAUGGAUACUGCCUCCGCCAUGUCGCCGAGCAACAAGGCUCCCUCGCAUUCCUCCGUCGCGUGGAGAAGACGGUCGGCUGGCGUACAGCAUGGGUCAUCCGCGACCUGGAAGCACAAUGGAAAGAACUUCAUACUUUGGACACUGCCUGGGGUAGGAUAAACAAGGAGGGUGCUUAGAGUGUCGGUCCGUAUUCCCUAUUGAUCUUCUUUCGUUUGAGUGUAUACUCAGCGGCGACCUUGGCUACUACUAUCAACAAUGUGAUGACAUUACGACCCAUAAUCAAUCAACAUGUCUUUUGAGCAAUGACUAGAGACGAUAGUAGCGGAUUUUCCUCUCUCGG